AUGGCGACAAAAGCGUUGUCCUUCGCUCUGUCCUUCAAUGACCUCACCAACUGCUUCUCUUCCAAUCCGCCACAGGCCGCCGCUGCCAAAGUUUCCGUCUUUACCGUCAGAUGCUCUUCGGGUAGCCGAGAAAGGCCUUGGAAAAACUCAGAUGCUAGAUUGGUGCUCGAAGAUGGUUCUAUUUGGAGCGCGAAAUCAUUUGGUGCUUCAGGGACACAAGUUGGCGAAGUUGUUUUCAAUACAUCACUGACAGGGUAUCAGGAAAUUUUGACCGAUCCUAGUUAUGCUGGCCAGUUUGUGCUGAUGACAAAUCCUCAUAUUGGGAAUACUGGCGUUAAUUUCGAUGACGAGGAAUCAAUGCAGUGUUUCCUUGCUGGUCUUGUAAUUAGAAGUUUGAGCAUCAGUACCUCUAACUGGAGAUGUGCGAAGGCACUGGGUGAUUACUUAGCUGAAAGGAAUAUCAUGGGAAUUUAUGAUGUUGAUACUCGUGCAAUCACACGCAGAUUGCGGCAAGAUGGAAGUCUUAUUGGUGUCUUGAGCACGGACAAUUCCAAAACAGAUGAGCAACUGCUUCAGCUGUCUAAGUCAUGGAACAUUGUUGGUGUUGAUCUAAUAAGUGGAGUAUCAUGUAAAACUCCACAUGAAUGGGUUGAUAAAACAAAGCAAGAAUGGGAGUUUAGUUCCAGUAAAGUGCACGGAGAGACUUUCCAUGUAGUUGCUUAUGAUUUUGGGAUCAAGCAUAAUAUUCUUAGACGCCUAGCAUCCUAUGGCUGUAAGAUCACUGUUGUGCCAGCUACGUGGCCAGCAUCGGAAACUUUGAAGAUGAAGCCAGAUGGGGUUCUUUUCAGCAACGGCCCUGGAGAUCCAUCUGCUGUUCCAUAUGCUGUUGAAACAGUAAAGAACAUUAUUGGAAAGAUCCCUGUUUUUGGAAUUUGCAUGGGCCAUCAAUUGCUAGGCCAGGCUUUAGGAGGUAAAACAUUUAAGAUGAAAUUUGGUCACCAUGGAGGAAACCAUCCUGUUCGUAACCUUCAAACUGGCCAUGUUGAAAUUAGUGCUCAGAACCACAACUAUGCUGUUGACCCUGCCACACUACCGGAAGGAGUCCAGGUUACUCAUAUCAAUCUCAAUGAUGGAAGUUGUGCUGGUCUUGCUUUCCCAGCACAACAACUUAUGUCUCUUCAGUACCAUCCUGAAGCAUCCCCUGGGCCUCAUGAUUCUGACUACGCUUUUAGGGAGUUUAUUGAACUGAUGAAGCAAGCAAAAAACAGAACAAAGGAAAGUCUACCCCAAUUAUCAGCGCUGCAUAGCGGUUGA
Messenger RNA from Sphenostylis stenocarpa, 1314 nucleotides. The record is from the annotation of a GenBank genome assembly. Lineage: Eukaryota; Viridiplantae; Streptophyta; Magnoliopsida; Fabales; Fabaceae.